GGGACGGAGAGCCGGGAAUGGAGGAUUAGGAAGGACUCCAGCUCGGCACGAGCGCGGCCCGCGCGAGGGAUCCUGGGUAAAAAGUGGCCGCGCGGCACCGGGAGAGCGCGGAGAGGAGCCGGGGUCAGAGGUCAGGGCCCUGGAGCCCCGCGAGCAGAGCCCCCCACGUGAACGCAGCGAGCAGGAGGAACCUUUUUGUUUUCAACCGCGCCAGCAUGCUCCCCUAUUGACCGAGCUGCUUUUCCUGGGCUGCUGGGGAGAGGAGCUCCAUUGCGGAUCUCCUGACCCCACCCCUCCUUCCACCGCCAACACACUUCCCAACUCAACCCUUCCUCUCAACUCUCAUCCCAGCCCCCCGUCCCGAGCUUGCAAUAACGCAGUAAAUUUGCUUUAACAACAAGUGGGGGUGGUUGAAUUUACUCCUCCCUCUCCUCUCUCCUCCCCCUCCUCUUGCUGCGGCUCUUGACACUACUACAAACCAGGGCUAUAAACAUAAACAUGUGUCACUGUAACAGGGCAGGUAAUAUACGGAUUUUGAGGUGGGCUGGGGUGGAGCGGGGCUUGGUCGCCGCUUGGAGGGCAGUAAAAAAUCGCGUUUCACGUGCUCGACGGCUUUGGGGACUCUCCCACACAUCGAUCCAUUUAUAUAAUGCCGAAGGCACUCGGUCACUUAUUCAGCCACGCAGACCCACAAAGCCAGAACGCGGAUAACCAGCGUACCCCAAAGCAAAUGCAUUUCAGUACGAAUCCCUCUCCUUUCCCAGCCAGAGCUGCCAUAUCUUCUAUUAGCAAACAGUAACGUGAUACUUGAAUCCCCUUUCCUUUUUAAAAAUUCUUUUCCAGAUAGCCAUGAGCUCAUUUUUCGACCUAGAUAGUACAUCUCUCCCAUAGCCACUACCUACACGUUUUGUGCGCAGAAACCCCUUCAAACAGCAAGAAAGACUAUUUAAAUGACUGAGUUCGAAAUCUGGUGUGCAAAGGGUAUUCCUUGGGCUUUGCCUCCGUGCAUUGAGCAACUUCUGCAAGUUGCUGAGACUGGCGCGGUGGAGAUCCGCCCCAGCAAGCCUUUUUUAUUGUUAUUUAGUCUAUAUCUGCCUCUCAACUUUUUUCUCAUUCUUAGUUCAACAAGCCAGCAACCACUACUUAAGGUAGAGUAAAGCGCAUCCCUUCCCAAGCUUUUUGGCUUGAAACAGAGGGAGAUACAGAAAAUGUUCAGAUGGGGAAGUGGUUCCCUUUGUUCUUUCAUUGUUUCUCUACGAACUGGUGGAUACAAGGACAAACACUUACCUUCUCUUCUUUUUGCUCCAAAAACCAGACGUUCCCAUCAGCCUUAAAAUACACAAUCCACCUUGAAAGUAACUAUGGAUGUCGGGAGAGUUUGUAUUCCAUUCUUUUUCGCUCUCUGCCCUCUUUUAGCGUAGGAUUAAGUUGCCGAGCACGUUGCUGCAAGCUGUAGCCCCCCCCACCCCCCACCCCCGCCUUAGUGAAUCGGUCACGUUUAGGACCCUCUAAGUCCAUCCUAAUUCUGCCAGUAGAAUUGAGGAUAUUGGAGCUCUAAACUUUCAAAAGGAAAGGGGCCUGCAACUCUCCAGAAAACUUACAAAUAUCCCGAGAUUUUUUACCAUUGUGUUUUUGCACCACAUUACCAAACACUAUUUGCCAAUAAAUAAUAGAUAUGUCUUUGAGAAAAGUAUUUUUUUAACUUUAUACUUAGCAAUGCGCUGCUUAGACAGAUGGAGUAAAAGGCAGGUUUGUAUCGGCAUUUAACGGAAUGAGUGCGUUUUCCCUAACGUUUGUUGUGCCAUGUGUUUUUUUUAAAACAAACAAAACACUACCGCAACUGAGAAAGGAAGUAGAAGUUUGAAUUAAAAUGUUGUGGAACAACUUUAAAGGAGACGUUUACUUGAAAUUUAUUAGUGUAAAAAUUGGCCUCAGAAGUGAAAAGUAAGCUUUUCAAAGUUAAAAGACUUAAUUUUCACCCUAUGAUUCCAUAAUAAAAAAGCGAAUUUUCUGAUUAAUAUGUGAUACUGUCAGUGUUGAGUGUCCAGCUUUUUGGGCAUUAGUGCCCAAACCUUGCUCAAAUCUGAUUAUGAUGUGAUUUGCUGAUGUCAUGAAUAUGAAAUGAUACUUGUAUAUCCAUAAAUUCGAAGUUGUGAUUUUUUUGUUUAUUUUUCUUUUUUCUUUUUUUUUAAUCUCCCGCUUUUUUGUAGGUUCCCAGUAGCUGCAGCAGUGAAAGACAGUGAUUGGCUCCAGUGCUCCUAGAAGGAUUUGGGCUGAAGCCAGGGGAACAGAACCAGAAGAGGAUUCCCUUUCCAGAGACCAUCAGGCUCCUCAUGUCUUGUCUCUCCUCUCUCCCCUCGUGGUGGCUCAGGAUUUCAGUAUGGCUGAGCAGCCCAUAGAGGCAGCUGACAUGGUCAACAAAUUUAUCAAAGAAACCCCCUGGCUUUUGAAGAAUAGUACUUUAUACAUCUGGAUCUGCACAUCAGGCAAAGCUCAGAAAUAUCCGUUUAUUCUUUUAAUCACGCGGAUGUGUCUAUUUUUGGAGGAACAAGGAAACACAUAAAUGCCUGGGUUGCAUUUAUGUUGUAGUUGCAAACACCGAACAGUUAAGAAGAUUUUGCCGAAUUUUGCAAAGCAGCCAACGAGCCGCCUUGGGAUCGUGGUAAUGCGACUGGGAGGACCCUUGCUCUCAUUUGGCAAUAUUUUGGAUAUCCUUGAAAAUGACACCAAAAUAUGCCUUAAUUUGACUAAGAAGAGGUUAAACCACAUUGAUUUUCCUCCAAAGUGAUUUUGUAAAAGCAGAUGCUUGACUUUGAUGGAAAAACUGGGAGUUGUGGAAGAUUCACCUAAACUACCAACCCAAAGCAUCACAAACCACUGAAACAGUCUGCAUCGUACAUCAGCACUUUCUUUUCAUUGUUAUUACGUAAAACCUCUGGAAGCACCUUGGGCGUUUGACAUUUUCUUUUCUUUGCUGCAGAAGGAAGCAAUCUGCUCCCUGGAAUUCUGACCUGUGGUGAACAGGACCCUGGCAAAGGCUUUGCUGGGGACUCUUGGACGAUCCCGCCUCCAAUCCAGUACGGUUAAUUGUGGAAAAGUGUACACAUUUCUGGCUUAUCUAUGCUUUGUUAUGGGUCUGACGUGAAACUACCUCCUCCCCACCCCACCCCCCAGCAGAGAACCGAAAUCCAGUUGAAUUGUUACAGUGUUUCAGAGCUGGAGCCUUGAACUGCUUCCCUGGUCAAAUAACUUUGUUUCUGGUUGUAAAAAGGCAUUUCAGGGGGAAAAAAAAAAAAAAAGGAAAAUCGAGAGAAAUUCCAAACCAGGAUGCCUUGAGACACACGCAGCAUCUGGCGGAGGAUUAACAUACAUACAUGUGUAUGUAUGCGUCACGUAUAUAUUUACUGCAAAUGGUGGGGAUCAUUUAGUGCCCGAGAUGGGAGACCUGAAGUCAGGUUUUGAAGAGGUGGAUGGCGUGAGGCUCGGCUACCUCAUCAUUAAAGGGAAGCAAAUGUUUGCUCUCUCCCAAGUCUUCACAGAUCUGCUGAAAAACAUCCCGAGGACGACCGUGCACAAGCGCAUGGAUCAUCUGAAAGUGAAGAAGCACCACUGCGAUCUGGAGGAGUUGCGGAAACUCAAGGCAAUCAACAGCAUCGCCUUCCACGCAGCCAAAUGCACACUCAUCUCCCGGGAAGACGUGGAAGCGCUCUACACCUCCUGCAAAACCGAGCGCGUCCUCAAGACCAAGCGCAGGCGGGUCGGCCGGGCCCUGGCCACAAAGGCGCCGCCGCCAGAGCGCGCCGCCGCCGCCAGCCCCCGCCCGGGAUUUUGGAAGGACAAGCACCAACUUUGGCGGGGCCUGAGCGGAGCCGCGCGGCCCCUGCCAAUCAGCGCGCAGUCCCCGCGCCCGGGCGCCGCCGCCGCGCGCCCCGCCGCCCAUCUACCUCAGAUUUUUAGCAAAUACCCCGGCUCGCACUACCCGGAGAUCGUGCGUUCGCCCUGCAAACCCCCUCUAAACUAUGAAACUGCCCCGCUCCAGGGAAACUACGUCGCCUUCCCCUCGGACCCGGCUUAUUUUCGGAGCCUGCUGUGCAGCAAGCACCCGGCCGCCGCCGCCGCCGCCGCCGCUGCCGCCGCCGCCGCCGCCGCCGCCGCUGCCGCCUAUUACCAGGCAUCCGCGGCCGGGCCCCAGCCCAAGGCAGCGGCGGGCGCCAGAGGCCCGGGAAGCCUGAGCUACCGCUGCAAACGCAAGCGCGGCGGCACCAAGGACUGCUUGCUCGCGCCCCACACCGGCGCGCGGCGCCUGCUGCUGCUGCCCAGGUCCUACAAAGCCAAGGCGGCCGCGGCGGCGGCGGCGGCGGCGGCAGCGGCUGCGGCUGCCGCCGGGGCCACUUGCCUGGAGAGGUUUCAUCUGGUCAACGGUUUCUGCCCGCCUCCGCACCACCACCACCACCACCACCAUCACCACCACCACCACCACCACCGGGCCCAGCCGCCGCAGCAGAGUCACCACCCCCCUCACCACCACCGGCCGCAGCCCCAUCUGGGCAGCUUUCCCGAGAGUUGCAGCAGCGACUCCGAGUCCAGCUCCUACUCGGACCACGCGGCCAACGACUCGGAUUUUGGCUCCAGUUUGUCCAGUUCCAGCAACUCUGUGUCCUCGGAGGAAGAGGAGGAGGAGGGAGAGGAGGAGGAGGAAGAGGAGGAGGAGGAGGAGGGGGGCAGCGGGGCCUCGGAUUCCAGUGAAGUCAGCUCGGAGGAGGAAGACUCGUCCACCGAGUCGGACUCCAGCUCCGGCUCCAGCCAAGUGUCAGUGCAGAGCAUCCGAUUCAGGCGUACCAGCUUCUGCAAGCCUCCCAGCGUGCAGGCGCAGGCCAACUUCUUGUACCAUCUGGCCUCUGCCGCCGCUGCAACCAAACCCGCUGCUUUCGAGGAUGCCGGCAGACUUCCCGACCUCAAGAGUAGUGUCAAAGCGGAGUCGCCGGAGGAGUGGAAUCUGCAGAGCUGGGCCCCCAAAGCGUCUCCGGUGUACUGCCCGGCCAGCCUGGGGAGUUGUUUCGCAGAGAUAAGGAACGAUAGGGUAUCUGAGAUUACAUUCCCACACUCUGAAAUUUCCAAUACUGUAAAGAGAACUGACCUGACAAUUAACUGCCUGGCAGAGGGGGCCUCUUCACCUAGCCCAAAGACAAACAAUGCAUUUCCACAACAAAGAAUACUCCGAGAGGCUAGGAAAUGCCUACAAGCAACUCCUACUACACACUGUGCAGAUAACAACACAAUAGCUGCUAGGUUCUUAAAUAAUGAUUCUUCAGGAGCAGAAGCAAAUUCAGAAAAAGAUUCCAAAAUCCUUCAUUGUCCUGAAUUUGCUACGGAUUUGCCCUCUUCGCAGACUGAUCCUGAAGUGAACGCUGCAGGAGCAGCAGCAACUAAAGCCGAGAAUCCCUGCACUGACACAGGUGACAAGACAUUGCCAUUUCUGCACAAUAUUAAAAUCAAAGUAGAAGACAGUAGUGCUAAUGAAGAAUAUGAACCUCACCUUUUUACAAAUAAGCUAAAGUGCGAGUGCAAUGAUACAAAGGGUGAGUUUUACAGUGUGACUGAGAGUAAAGAGGAGGACGCCUUGUUAACCACAGCCAAGGAAGGUUUUGCAUGCCCUGAGAAAGAUACUCCUUCCUUAAAUCCACUGGCUCAAAGUCAGGGCCUUUCAUGCACUUUAGGUUCUCCAAAACCUGAGGAUGGGGAAUAUAAAUUUGGUGCCAGGGUAAGAAAAAAUUACCGGACACUAGUACUGGGAAAGCGACCUGUCCUUCAGACACCUCCAGUCAAACCAAAUUUGAAAUCAGCUAGAAGCCCUCGUCCUACAGGUAAAACUGAGACACAUGAAGGAACACUGGAUGAUUUUACAGUUAUAAACAGACGCAAAAAGGUAGCCAGCAAUGUAGCAUCAGCAGUGAAAAGGCCAUUUAAUUUCAUGGCAAAUUUUCCUUGUCCACCAUCACUCAUUAUUGGGAGAGAUGGGGACUUGUGGCCGGCGUAUUCCUUAAACACCACUAAGGAUUCUCAAACUCCUCACAAGGCCCAUCCUAUAUGGAAAUGGCAGCUGGGCGGUUCUGCAAUACCUCUUCCACCUAGUCACAAAUUCAGGAAAUUUAAUUCAUAAAAAUGUUUUGGAAGAUAUUUUCUUGAAGCAUAUUACCUUCCUUUUGUUGUAAACUGCACAGGAUGGUUUGUACAAGUCCGUUAAUGUGUUACACCC
This is a messenger RNA of Macaca mulatta (Rhesus monkey), 6256 nucleotides long. The record is from RefSeq and is a predicted model, not a curated record. NCBI's taxonomy places the organism in Eukaryota, Metazoa, Chordata, Mammalia, Primates, Cercopithecidae.